Molecule: messenger RNA, 570 nt
Organism: Leptosomus discolor (cuckoo roller)
Lineage: Eukaryota; Metazoa; Chordata; Aves; Leptosomiformes; Leptosomidae
Source: RefSeq, a predicted model, not a curated record
CUGAUCCUCGGUGCCAAGUGCCACAUGGUCCGCGACGCGCAGAUCCUCGAGAAGCAGCUCAUCGCCAAAGAGCUGGAGGAAGAAGAGAAGCGCCUGGCCAAGAUGAUGGAGGUGGAGAGGAAAAAGGCCGACGCGCUGCAGGAGGAACUGGAGCACCAGAGGAAGCAGGAGCUCCUCAGAGGGAAACAGGAGCUCGUGAAGCAGAUUGAGCAGAACGCGGAGGAGCGGGCUCUGAGAGCCGAGCAACAGGGCCAGGAGGCACAGGAGCUGCUGGAGCACCUGGAGCAGCUGAAGAUGGAGGACCUGAAGGACAUGGAGAGGCGGCAGGAGCAACAGAAGAAAAUACAGGCUGAGAUUAAACGCGUCAACGAUGAGAACCAGAGGCUCAAGGAGGAGCAGCGGGAGCAGGAGAGGAUGGCGGAUGAGCGGGUGCUCGAGUACCAGAGGCAGAAAAUGGAACACGAGGCCAAGCUUGAAGCUGAGCAGGAGAGAAUCCGUCGGGAGAAGGAGAAGGAGAUAGCACGCUUGAGGGCCAUGCAAGAGAGGGCCCGGGACCACCAGGCAGAGCGG